AGAUGACGUUGAAAGCUAACCGUUUACUGUAGCUAACGCGGGGGGGUUAGCCGCUCCGGUCCGGUUACCUGUGCACCGUAGACCGGGCACAGAGCUGUGUGCGGCGGCCACUGGACUCAGACUGGGUCGCUGACAGCUGCUGCUCUGCAUGCUAGCUGUACGGAGCUAUAGGACACAUCAGGGAGUGUGUGUGUGUUUGUGGUUAGUUAAAGCUCCAGACAUGCCAGCAUCAUUGGUCCUCCGGAGGAGACACGUAGACCAGGUGACACCGACAGAUGAGCCUGGAACACCGGGCCACGACAUCUACCGGAAAAUACUCCUGCAGCACCAAGCCCUUUAGAUAUAGAAUACAUACAUCUGUCAAAGAGAUCGUCAUGGCCUUGAAAAGGAGACGGGCGACAUCUCCUUCAAGCAGUGUGAGUGGAGGAGAUUUUGACGAUAGCCAGACUUCAUCGUUAGUGUCUUCAAUUGGGAGAAAGAGGAGAAGGACCUCAAACAUUCCAACUGUGGAUCCUAUUGCUGUGUGCCAUGAACUGUACAACACUAUCAGAGAUUACAAAGAUGACCAGGGCAGGAUGUUAUGUGAGCUGUUCAUCAGGGCCCCCAAAAGAAGGAAUCAACCAGACUAUUACCAUGUGGUGUCUCAGCCUAUUGACAUGAUGAAAAUCCAGCAAAAAUUAAAAAUGGAAGAAUAUGAUGAUGUUGAGCAACUCACCAGUGACUUUCAACUUCUAUUCAACAACGCUAAAACAUAUUAUAAGUCUGACAGUCCUGAGUACAGAGCAGCGUGUAAACUAUGGGACCUUUACCUGCGAACCAAGAAUGAAUUUGUUCAGCGAGGGGAGUAUGAUGAGGAUGAUGAAGAUGGGUACGAUGCACAAGACAAUCCUGGAGGAUCCACUGAAGAUGAGAAUGCACCGUCCUGCUUGAAGGAUGUACUUGAACAGCUCCUGGAUGCUGUCGUGGCUUACACUGAACCUACAGGCCGUCUCGUCAGCGAGCUCUUUCAGAAGCUUCCCUCCAAAGUGCAAUACCCAGAUUAUUAUGCCAUCAUUAAGGAGCCAAUAGACUUGAAAAUCAUCGCUCAAAAGAUUCAGAUGGGCCAUUACAGGAGUGUUGGUGCUAUGGCUAAAGACAUAGAUUUGCUGGUUAAGAAUGCAAAAACGUACAAUGAGCCAGGAUCACAGGUGUUCAAGGAUUCAAACACCAUCAAAAAGAUUUUUGCACAAAAGAAGUCAGAGAUGGAACAUGGAGAACCAAUCAAGUCCAGCAUUCGUAUCAGGAAUAGAAGGUCUGCUCAGGGAGACCGGCUCUCAGCUAUCACCAUGGCUCUUCAGUAUGAAAGUGAUGAAGAGGGCAUACUCUCUGGGUCUGUCCACUAUGAUGAGGGUGAAUCUGAGGCAGAGAGCAUGACCUCUAACAUGGACAUGAGUAACCCCAUCUUCCAGCUAUACGAAGCUGUACGCGGUGCCAGGAACAGCCAGGGCCAGCUAAUCUCAGAGCCUUUCCUGCAGCUGCCGUCCAGGAAAGACUACCCGGAUUACUACCAUCAGAUCAGUCAACCAAUCUGCCUCCUUCAGAUCAAGAACAAGAUGAAGAACAAUGAGUAUGAGAGUGUUGAGCAUAUUGACUCUGACCUGACCCUGAUGUUUGAGAAUGCCAAACGCUACAACGUUCCUCAUUCCUCCAUCUAUAAGCGUGCGCUCAAGCUCCAACAAAUCCAACUGAUGAAAAGAAAGGAGCUUUUACAGAGAGAUGAUGAUGAUGGAGACAGCAUGCUCUCCUCUGCCACAUCUGACACCAGUAGCACAAAAAGGAAAAGCCACAAGAAGAACACAAAGAAAAACAGAAUGAAAGCUCUCUUAGCAGCUGUGACUGAGGCACGAGAGGCUGGAACUGGACGGCGACUGUGUGAUCUCUUUAUGGUCAAGCCCUCAAAGAAGGACUACCCUGACUACUACAAAGUCAUCCUGGAGCCAAUGGACCUGAGGACAAUUGAACACAACAUCCGCUCAGACAAGUACAGUACAGAAGAUGCAAUGGUGGAAGAUAUGAGGCUGAUGUUUCGCAAUGCCCGACACUACAAUGAGGAAGGCUCCCGGGUCUACAAUGAUGCUGACGUCUUAGAGAAGAUUAUGAAAGACAGACGCAGAGAUCUUGGGCCAGCAACUGAUGAUGAUGAUGUGAUGUCCCCAAAGCUGAAAAUAAGAAAAAACAGCAUCACCCUGAAGAAAUCCAAGUAUUUAACCCCUCUGCAGCAGAAGCUGAAUGAGCUUUAUGAGGCUGUAAAGAACUACACAGAUAAGAGGGGCCGUCGCCUCAGCACAAUCUUCCUCCGGCUGCCAUCUCGUGCUGAGCUGCCUGACUACUAUCUCGCCAUUAAGAAGCCUGUAGAUAUGGAGAAAAUCAAGAGCCACAUGUUGGCCAAUAAAUACCAAGAUGUGGAUGCACUGGUGGAAGAUUUGGUGCUCAUGUUCAAUAACGCUUGCACAUACAAUGAACCUGAGUCUCUGAUUUACCGUGAUGCACUCGUGCUGCACAGGGUGCUGUUAGAAACCAGACGUGACCUGGAGGGAGGAGAUGAUGCCAAUGUGCCCGACGUUCCACGACUCAUUCAAGAACUUAUCCGCAGCCUUUUUGUUUCAGUACUUGGCCAUCAAGAUGAUGAGGGCCGUUGCUACAGUGAUUCACUCGCUGAGAUUCCUGCUGCUGAUCCCACAAAUCCUGACAAGCCACGCCUAAAUUUUGAGAUCAUCAGGUCUAAUGUUGAUCAAGCGCGUUAUAAGAGGCUGGAUGUGUUUCAGGACCACAUGUUUGAAGUGUUGGAAAAGGCCAGAAGGUUGAAUAGGACUGACUCUGAGAUAUUUGAAGAUGCUGUGGAGCUGCAGCAGUUCUUCAUCAGAAUUAGAGAUGAGCUUUGUAAGAAUGGAGAGAUCUUGAUGUCUCCUGCUCUCAGCUAUACUUCCAAACACCUGCACAGUGAUGUGGAAAAGGAAAAGAAGGAGAAACUUCCUAAGGAAUUUGAAGAGGACAAACUCAAGAGAGAGGAAGAGAAACGGGAAGCUGAGAAGAGAGAGGAUUCUGUUGGAGGAUCGUGGCCAUCUAGUGUGCAGCGUACAUACAGUCAGGACUGCAGCUUCAAGGACAGUAUGUACCAUGUGGGAGACUACGUAUAUGUGGAGCCUGCAGAGCCGAACCUUCAGCCUCACAUCAUCUACAUUGAACGCCUUUGGCAAGAUGACACUGGUGAAAAGUGGCUGUAUGGCUGCUGGUUCUACAGACCAAAUGAAACAUUUCAUCUUGCCACACGAAAGUUCUUAGAAAAGGAAGUUUUUAAGAGUGACUAUUACAACAAGGCUCCUGUCAGCAAGAUUCUGGGCAAAUGUGUGGUCAUGUUUGUGAAGGACUACUUCAAACUUCACCCAGAAGGCUUUAGGGCAGAGGAUGUAUAUGUCUGUGAAUCACGCUACUCUGCUAAGUCCAAAUCUUUCAAGAAAAUCAAGAUGUGGACUAUGCCACUGAGCUCUGUGCGGCUUUUACCUCGAGAGGUUGCCUUACCUGUAGUCCGUGUGGCAUCCAUGUUUGCCCUUAAGCAAGAGGAAAAGCCACCGGAGAUUACACAGCCCGAGAAUGAAAGUAAAGUGACAGAUGCCGUUGCAGACAAGGAGAGGGAAGAUGCUCCAAUGGAUAUGAGCAAUGGGGAGCCAGGAUGUCAGUACUAUGAGCAACUCUGCUACAACAACAUGUGGCUCAAAGUGGGAGACUGUGUUUACAUUGGUUCUCAUGGACUAGUACGCCACCGAGUGGGCAGAAUUGAAAAAAUGUGGAUGCGAGAUGGAGCAGGUUACUUCUUUGGUCCAAUCUUCAUCCACCCUGAGGAAACAGAGCAUGAGCCCACAAAGAUGUUCUACAAAAAGGAAGUGUUCCUCAGUAACCUGGAGGAGACUUGUCCCAUGACCUGCAUCAUAGGGAAGUGUAUAGUGUCAUCCUUUAAAGACUAUCUAUCAUGCCGACCGACUGAGGUUCCUGAAGAAAAUGUCCUGCUCUGUGAGAGUCGAUACAUUGAGAGUGAGAAGCAGAUGAAAAAGUUCAAAGGUCUUAAGCGCUUCUCACUUUCUGGGAAAGUGAUUGAGGAUGAAAUCUACUAUUUUAGGAAACUCAUUGUGCCCCAGAAGGAGCCAUCACCACUGCUAGACAGAAAAAUCGAGGAACUGGAGGCUAAGUUUGCUGACAUGACAGAUGAGGAACUAGAGGAUCUUGGAGAGGAUGAUGGAGAGCUAGGCGACCAGUCUCUUCCUCAGAUACAGUCUUCCAUGUCUAGUGACAUGGAUAUCAUGCCUUACACGCCUCCACAGUCCACACCGAAAUCCAUAAAGGGCCUUUCAAAGAAGGAGGGUUCAAAACGCAAAAUCAACAUGAGUGGAUACAUCCUGUUCAGCAGUGAGAUGCGGGCAGUCAUCAAAGCCCAACAUCCAGACUUCUCUUUUGGGGAGUUGAGUCGGCUCGUUGGCACAGAGUGGAGAAACCUGGAGAGCACCCGAAAAGCAGAGUAUGAAGAGCGAGCAGCUAAAGUGGCUGAGCAGCAGGAGCGUGAGAGGAUCCAUCAUCAGACUUCCCCUAGAGCAGGUACCCCAGUAGGGGCACUGAUGGGGGUGGUGCCUCCCCCAACCCCCAUGGGGAUGCUAAAUCCCAGCAUGACGCCUGUGUCAGAAGGUAUGAUGGGUGCAUAUUGGUCAGCUAUGAUGCCCCUGCAGGGCCAUGUUGAAGGCAUGGUUAGUAUGACUGGCAUACCACCACAUCACAUGGGGGUGCCUGUCUUUCCCCAACAUCUCCUGCCCGUUAUGCCUGGGUUUCCUGGAAUGCCACACUUUGGCAUCAAUGGCAUGGGUGGUGGACCUGGAGGGGGAAACAUCCAUGGAUCCCAGGUGGGUUUGAUGGGCCCAGGACAUCAGGCUCCACCACCAUACCCAGGACAGGGCCAUUUGGGACAACCUGCCCUCCAGCAGCCCUCCACCCCUCUGUUUGUUUCCCCACCAGCCAAGUCUCAGCGGCUGCUCCACUCUGAGGCCUACCUCAGAUACAUUGAGGGUCUUACUGCAGAAUCCUCAACUAUUAGCAAGUGGGACCAAGCUCUCUCAGUUCAGAAACAAGAUGUGCGUCUGACAAAAGAGCAGGAAAGCAGACUGCCAUCCCACUGGCUGAAGAGUAAGGGGGCCCACAAGACAAUGGCAGAUGCACUUUGGCGGCUUCGUGACCUAAUGCUGCGGGACACCCUGAACAUUCGUCAGAUGCACAACCUGUAGCAUGCUCCUAAUCUGAGCCUCUGUUCUCUACCCUGUAAGACAGGAUGAGGAUACAGCUCACUAAAAGUGUUUACUUUGUGUUGUCAUGAAAAUGUGUUUGUAUUAAUAGCAGCUGUAUUUUGUGUUCAAAACAUUUUUUAUUUCAGAUAUACUGUACUAAGUGCUUUAUUGUUCUGAUUGUCAUUCUGAGCUGAAUGCCUACAUUGCUUUCAAGAUUAAAAUGUGAACAGUUGAAUGUG
Sphaeramia orbicularis (orbiculate cardinalfish) is the source of this 5542-nucleotide messenger RNA. Its product is annotated as protein polybromo-1-like. The record is from RefSeq and is a predicted model, not a curated record. The transcript is spliced from 30 exons. Gene Ontology annotation, biological process: chromatin remodeling; transcription elongation by RNA polymerase II. NCBI's taxonomy places the organism in Eukaryota, Metazoa, Chordata, Actinopteri, Kurtiformes, Apogonidae. The coding region runs from base 276 to 5303 and encodes 1675 amino acids. Gene Ontology annotation, cellular component: RSC-type complex; SWI/SNF complex. Gene Ontology annotation, molecular function: chromatin binding; protein binding.